UAGAAGAGAAAUAAAAUUGGAAGGCAAAAACCCUGGUCUUCUUCAAAACCCUAAAACGUGAAAGUGUUGUAGGCAACAGCUGCAUACUCUCUUUUUCUUGCGAUGUUGGAAAUUAAAACCGCCAAGACCCGCAAGGGCAAGCGGGAGCUCGAGAAGCGCGCCCCCAAGCUCGUGGAAUCCGGGAAGAAAACGCUGAUCUUGCAUGGAACGAAGACCAGCGGCGUGCUGAACGCCGUGCUGGCGCAGAUUUAUCACCUCAAAAAGAACGAUGCCGUCAAGUACAGCCGGAAGAACGAGAACGUAAAGCCCUUCGAGGCCGGUGGCGAGACUUCUCUUGAGUUUUUUUCUCUCAAAACCGAUUGCAGCAUAUUUGUGUAUGGAUCUCACUCAAAGAAGCGGCCUGAUAACCUUGUUAUAGGGAGAACUUAUGAUCAUCACAUCUAUGAUUUAGUGGAGGUUGGCAUUGAAAAUUUUAAGCCCAUGGAGUCUUUUAGUUAUGAUAAGAAGUUGGCUCCUAAGGAAGGCUCAAAACCUUUUAUCGUAUUUAUUGGAGAAGGAUUUGAGGCUGUGGACGAGCUAAAACAUUUGAAGGAAGUUUUGCUUGAUCUUCUUCGUGGUGAGGUUGUGGAAAAUCUAAAUCUUGCCGGAGUAGACCGGGCAUAUGUAUGUGCCGCCCUUUCUCCAAAUCGGGUGCUUUUUACACACUGUGCAUUGCGGCUGAAAAAGUCUGGAACUGUUGUGCCAAGGAUGGAAUUGGUCGAAGUUGGCCCUUCCAUGGAUUUUGUUAUUCGUAGGCAUCGUCCUCCUAAUGAAAGUUUGAGGAAGGAAGCAAUGAAAACAUCAAGGGAGAAGCCGAAGAAAAAGGAGAAAAAUGUUAAAAGGGAUGAAUUAAAGGGAAAGAUCGGAAGUAUUUAUAUUCCAGAUCAGAAGGUUGGAGAAACUGCUUUACCUUACAAAGCAAAAGGAGUCAAGAGGGAGCGCCGAGAAGCCAAGCGGAAAAAUGACAAGGACGGAGAAAAUGCUCCAAAACGGCAGAAGGAAGAUUCUUAAUACUUAUAAAUUACACCUGUUGUCCUUCCCUGGAUCUGAUUAUAAAGUGAUCAAUUGUAGGUCAUAUUAUAUUAAUCUGCAUGUUUUUUAGGUCUCAUGAAUAUUCAUGAUUCCCCCUGUACGGGGGAUUUUGUCAUCUUUUUAUUCACUGUAUUUUUCCCUUCAUAUUUUGCUUAAUUGAAAUGCUGCCCUUGAUUAUCAAGUUUUAUGAAA
Molecule: messenger RNA, 1263 nt
Organism: Vigna umbellata (rice bean)
Lineage: Eukaryota; Viridiplantae; Streptophyta; Magnoliopsida; Fabales; Fabaceae
Product: Ribosomal RNA processing Brix domain protein
Biological process (GO): maturation of LSU-rRNA from tricistronic rRNA transcript (SSU-rRNA, 5.8S rRNA, LSU-rRNA); ribosomal large subunit assembly
Cellular component (GO): nucleolus
Molecular function (GO): rRNA binding
Source: RefSeq, a predicted model, not a curated record